GCGUAAUCUGUAUAUGAGAGCCUGCCGUGUCACUUCUGGAGUCUCUUGCCAGAUCUUGGCUAACAAUUAUAUCCUCGGGAGCCUCCUUUUAGGCGCGCAUCGUGUUGUGAAGCCUGCAUAAAAUUGACGACGGUCGAAUCAGCUUCGCGGUAGCCCUGCAGCUAAGCCGAGAACAGAAAUGAGGUGAGCCAGAAGAGCAAUCCCACGUUACCAGGGGACCGGGCUGGAUGAUUGGGCGCGCCAUUGCGGCCUCCAACGCCCAUCCCCUUUUUUCCACCACGCCAAAUGCCAUUUGCCAUCUCAAAGUGUCGCAUCCCGCUACCCCGACACAGCAUUUGCGGCAAACAACCCGCAUCCUGGAUUCCUGGAUAUGACAAGCGUGCGAUGCUGACGCGAAUACGACUCGAGUCCUUUCCUUGUGCUUGUGUUCCUUGACAUUGAUGAACAUGGAGGAUAUGGUCACAGUCGUCGCCGUCGCCUCCGAGAUGGACUCCCGUACUGGCAGCGCAGAUCUCGGCCCCGUGUUCCACUUCGGCGAAGCUGGCGAUCACUCACCUUUCUUCGACCCCGCCUUCGGUUCCUUGAUUUUCUUUGACACAUUCCACGCGGCCUCCGACCGGCGAGACUACCCACUUGGCCCCGGACCAAGUGCUUAUUCUGCGCUUGUGCCGUUGAACCAUGCCUCCUUUGAUACCCAGUUCCACGGCCCCGGGACCAAGAUCAUCGCGGCCCGAAAUAGCAACCACAACCCCGGCAACCCACAGUCUUAUCCCAACGCGCCGCCUACCAUCUACGCCGAGGGUCAACGAGCGGACAUUUACGACUUUGAGUACCUCGAGUCGAAUGUCGGCCCACCGUUUGGAGGAGGCCCAAUCAUCGGCCAGACAACUCACCUUCCUCAAUUGGAAGGUCCGUACAGCAAUUGCGAUGGCUUCUUAAGUCCGGAUCUGAACUCAUCCUUCGGCCCUCUGGCUCAUGCUCUCUCUAAUGGAUACCAUACCGGAUCCAGCUCCGACUCCAGCCCCGGCCCCGACAGUCCAGUCCCAACUCUACUGGGAGUCUCUCCGUCGACCGAAGUCCGGCAUAGGAUCAAUCCUAAUUCAGCCUUUGACCUCGAUACAUCACGUCGUCCCUCGAUAGCCAGUACCGAAAUCAAAUUCGAGCACAAUACCGGAGCUAGUCCAUCGCCACGACCGCCGAAUCGCAAAGGAGCAGCCAAGAACUCAGCAGGUUCGCUUGAGAUCAUCCUGUAUAAGCCGAGUGGGAAGCCAGAUGGACGGCUCUCCAAGAAACGCCCUGCCUUUGACGAGGUCACCACUGGGAGCAGUACGCCCCAGACCCUCCGUCGAAUAUCGCUGGAAGAUGAGAGUGGCCAGGUGAAGGCUACCAUGACUACGUUUGGGAAACGCCCCAGAAUCCGGACUCCUUUUGACGAAGAAAAACGCCGACGCACAGCCCUUGCUCGGAAGGAAGGUGUAUGCGCACGAUGCAAGAGGUCAAAAAGACAGUGUGAUCUCGCCGCCAAAGGCCUCUAUGUCAGCUGUACCCUGUGCACGUGCACCAAGAUCUACAAGAAUGUCCCUCGCAUGCCUUGCUUCCGAUCCACCUUGGUCGACAUCAUGUUCUUCCGUGCCGGUAUGAGCGCUGUUUCCUCGGCUCACAGAGUGCCAUGGACUGACACCUUUCUAGGUCCUGCAGCCAACGAGCCAUUGUUCACCAGACGUCUUGUCGAGUUUAAGCUCGAGGAUCUUUCCGCCCCCGAUGUCCCUGUCCGUACGCUGAAACUUAGUCAAAGAAUGGGUCACCAUCGUUUGACCGUGUAUGCCUCCGAGUUCAAGCCAGAGCCCACCGACAAACUCUCGUAUCACUGGAAAGAUUCAGCCGGAAUGAUUCACGAGAUGAAGAUACCACCGUUUACCCUCACCAAUCUGGACAAAGUUCACGCCCAUUUCCGGCAAUAUAUUGACGCCGCCAAAGGAUCCUAUCUCGAAUCGUUAAGGGGUCAGCAGGAUGACGGUUUGACUUGGAAGACUGUUUCAACGGCAAUGGAAUAUGCACGGAGAAAACCGGACUCUCUCGUUGCCGAUACUCUCGAUAUGUGGGCCGUUUCCCGAAUGAUCGAAAUCCCAUGGGAGAUAUGCGGAGAAUGGACAGACACGCUCGGCAUGUCACCGGUCCAGAAUCCUGAGAACCCACACAAGGGCAAGAUUCCGAUCCCGCCGAUCAUGGACACGCUUCUUGAUCAGAUUGUCAUCAGGCAUUUUCUGCAGCCGUUGCGUGAACGGGUGAUCAAGAAGUUCGAGCAGCUGAUCAGCCCAGCACGGCCGGAAGUGUGGUUCGAGGUGUACCUGUCUGCUUUUAUCAUCCUCAACCACAUUGAGAGACUGGCUAAACAUUCGGCAUCCCAUGCGAGACUCCACAGCAUGCCGACCAAGUACUCCAACACUUCGUUCCUCGAAGGGGCAUUUCACACCGCCAAGGUCAUCCUCUCGCGCUUCCACUUUGUGUGCAACGGGUCUGCGCCCCUGCGGCUGGACUGGAAGAAGGAGAAGACUGCAGAGCUGGCCAAGCUGCAGCCGAAGGAGGUUGCCCUGAUGGAGGAGACACAGGCCAUCAUACGACGCAAAGAGAAUGAUGUUUUGAGCCUGCGAAAGACGCACCAAUACGAAAGUCCACUCUACUGGUGCCAUCAGCUGUAUUUUGAGGACUGGGACACCUCCCCGGUACAUAUUGUCGAGGAAUGAACCCGACAGGAGGCUUUUAUCAUGUUUUAUACCCAUGAAGCAAUUCACGUAGCAAGCGAAGGAGUUUUGGAAAGUAAUACGGGUAAUAUUUUGGAUUUUGUAGGGGAUGAACUGUUGAUAUUGGUUGCUCUAUAUACGAUUUUCAGCAACAUAGGGGCUUAGACUUUUUUUUUAUUUUAAUUAUCAACGAUGCACAUACUUUAGGACCUUUGUGGAAGACG
Podospora pseudocomata is the source of this 2965-nucleotide messenger RNA. RefSeq lists its product as uncharacterized. Lineage: Eukaryota; Fungi; Ascomycota; Sordariomycetes; Sordariales; Podosporaceae. Bases 441 to 2744 code for a protein of 767 amino acids. The record is from RefSeq and is a predicted model, not a curated record. The transcript is spliced from 5 exons.